AUGCGUGUCCGCCUUCGCCCGUUCUUUCCCGUCCCAACUCUUUCCAGACCCAACCACUCUGGGAUUCGCUCCACAGUCCACAACUUCCAGAAUCUGGAUUAUGUUCCAUGGCAGCGGUCCAAGCAGAAAACCAAGUCACCUACUCUUCCUCCCCUCCUACAAACCAGAGGCCACCAGAAGAGCAAAACGAAGACUUUGACUAGCGUCCUUCCAGGGUUGCAUUCCAAGCCCACCAUGUUGAUGACAAGCCAGCUGAGGAAUCCACAAGAAAAGCACAGAGGGAGGUUGGACUCUGGGAAGAUACAGGCCAAAAUCCGGCUAUUGAGGACGUUGCUCAGGAACCGGCAAACCACACUCCAGGAGCUCUCCAACCAUGAGGUCUUCCUCACCAAGCUCAACUGGGAGCUGAUCAAGGCCAUCCAGGACAUGGAAGACAGCUCGGCCCUGAAAGUGCGCACGAUGCUGUAUCGGCAGGACAUCCUUGAGACUGUCAUGGAUAUCUUGGAGUGCUCGAACAAGAAGAAGCUGCAGAAGCUCAAGUAUGAACUUAAGGAGUGGGAGGAGAAGGAGGAGUCCAAGAUGCAGUCCCUGGCGCGGCAGGUGGAACAGCUGAAUGCCAAGAUUGAGAAGACCUACAAGGAAGUGAGCUUCCUGAGCACGUACAUGGACCACGAGUAUCCUGUCAGGUCGGUCCAGAUUGCCAACCUUGUGCGCCAGCUGCAGCAGAUAAAGGACAGCCAGCAGGAUGAGCUGGAUGACCUUAGUGAGAUGCGCAGAAUGGUCCUGCAGUCUUUGUCUAAUCAGAUUCAGAAGAAGAAGAAAAAGCUUCUGAAAGCUCUGGUGGUGAAAAGCCAGCAACCCCAUCAGGAGGCUCUUCUGCAGAAGACCCGGGACAGCCAGGACAUGCUGAAGUGCAUGGACAAGUUCAGAGAAUUUAUCAACCAGUUUGAGGAGGAAAUACCCAUAUUGAAGGCAGAGGUGGAGCAGCUCCAGGUCCAGGUCCAGGAGCCCCGAGAGAUCAUAUUUGCGGACGUUCUGCUUCGGAGACCCAAGUGCACCCCAGACAUGGACGUCAUCCUCAACAUCCCGGUAGAAGAGCUGCUACCCUUCUAGAUGUUGGGGCCAGGGGCCAGCCUUUCCUCCGUGCUCUUUUCCCCAUACCCGGAGCCUUGAAUUGUCUUCUUCCAUGACCGCAU
Neomonachus schauinslandi (Hawaiian monk seal) is the source of this 1196-nucleotide messenger RNA. It is a transcript of the gene C10H20orf96, whose product is annotated as chromosome 10 C20orf96 homolog. The transcript has 11 exons. The record is from RefSeq and is a predicted model, not a curated record. NCBI's taxonomy places the organism in Eukaryota, Metazoa, Chordata, Mammalia, Carnivora, Phocidae. Bases 1 to 1113 code for a protein of 370 amino acids.